AUGUCUGGAAAACGUCCAUCUGCCUCCUCUGGUGAGCCUAAACAUAAAAAGGCAAGAAAAACAAUCGUAAUGGACAUCAAAUUAGAUGUGGUCACUUGCCUUCAGAGUGGAGAGCGUGUGUCGGAUGUGGGCCACGUGCUGGGUUUAAAUGAGAGCACUGUUCGUACCAUUCGAGACAAUGCUGAGAAGAUAAAGAACAGUGCUCUCUCAGGGACAUCAGCAAGUGCAACGAAAACCUCUUAUGUUCGGUGUUCUAUAAUGGAGCACAUGGAAAGGAAGCGUACCGGUAGUAUGUGGAUUGAAGAUCAAAAUCACCGCAAUAUACCAGUCAGCAUGUUACUAGUCCAGGCAAAAGCGCGUGCAAUAUAUGAAGAACUACAGAAGGAUGAAGAAGGCCCAGUGAAACCAUUCAGUGCUAGUUCUGGUUGGUUCGGCAACUUAAAGCGAAGAUACGGGUAUCACAACAUCAAGGUGAGUGGGGAGACUGCAUCUGCCGAUGUCUUGGCUUCCGAGCAGUUCGUCUGGACUCUGAAGGAUAUUAUUGAGGAGGGAGGCUAUUCUGCAAAGCAAAUUUUCAAUCUCGAUGAAACUACUCUAUUUUGGAAGAGAAUGCCAACACAAACGUUUAUCUCUCGCGAGGAAAAAGCAGCACCAGGCUUUAAGGCUUCUAAGGAUCGUUAUACAGUUUUAGUGUUGAAAGUGAACCUGUGUAAAACCAGAGAAAACAUUGUGGGUUUGGGAAAGAAAGUAGGUCUUGAAGAGGUGGAGUUAAAAGACGUCCAGGAGUUAUUAGACUCUCAUAAAGAAGAACUUUCGCCCCAAGAUUUGCUUGUCUUAGAAAAACAGUGGGAAGAAGAAGAAGAAACAGAGAAGAAAGAGGAGCCUAAGGUUGUUCGGACUCUAACAGCAAAGCGGUUGACAAAGGCAUUCACUUAA
This is a messenger RNA of Homarus americanus (American lobster), 936 nucleotides long. Its product is annotated as tigger transposable element-derived protein 1-like. Gene Ontology annotation, cellular component: nucleus. The record is from RefSeq and is a predicted model, not a curated record. The transcript has 2 exons. NCBI's taxonomy places the organism in Eukaryota, Metazoa, Arthropoda, Malacostraca, Decapoda, Nephropidae. Gene Ontology annotation, molecular function: DNA binding. The coding region runs from base 1 to 936 and encodes 311 amino acids.